Messenger RNA from Mycena citricolor, 2559 nucleotides. NCBI's taxonomy places the organism in Eukaryota, Fungi, Basidiomycota, Agaricomycetes, Agaricales, Mycenaceae. The record is from the annotation of a GenBank genome assembly.
CUUGGCAUCCACGUCAAUGCGUCGGACAAUCUCACCACUCUCCCAAUCCCAAAACACAACGAAACCAGAACCACGAGCUCCCAGCAAAGUUCCGCCAUGGAGACCAUCAAUCGACCAGCCACCGGCCCCCUUCAUAGGGCCGCUGGUUCUCUCCUUGAAGUUCUUAUAGAUCUUCAACUUGGUCUUCGUCUCGAGCACCGCAUAGGUGUUGGAGUCAGGCGCCCAUGCAAAGGACAGACCGUUGCCGAAGGACUUGUUCCGCCAUGCAAGAGCGGUAUAGGUGAUGUACUCACCGUCACCAACGACGGUAACGAACCGGCCGUUCGGAGAGUGAACGAGAGCAGACGCAUAUAUCUCGGUGUUUCCGAUCUCUUUCGAGGAGAAACGGAGCCGGGAUCCAUCGGCAGCAUCCGCGGAGACGUCGAUCGUCUGUAAGUUGCCAGAUAGGACUUCUUGAUUACGUGUGAAGAUGAGUUUCCCGGACGGGUCCAUGCUGAAUGUGGGCUCGUCACGCCCGAGCUGUGAAGUUGAGAUAUUAUCCACGAAAAACAGAACGUGCAUAGCGUACUUUGAUGACCACAACACCUUCAUCGAAACCAAAGGCAACAUCGUUGGCUCCUGGCCGCAGCGCAAUGCACCAUGCGCGCUCGAGGGAAUAGCUCAACGUGUUCUCUAUCCGGUAGGCACCGCUGUUCCAGAUUUUGACGGUCCCAUCCUCGCUGCCACUGAUGAUCAAAGGAAGGUUGGGAUGGAAGACGGCGAAGGAAACAUUGUUGGUAUGUCCCUCCAUGGUCUGUACGCAACUCUUGCUGAGGUAGUCCCACACCUUGACGGUCUUGUCAUCGCCGGUAGUGACAAGAUAGGGUUUGUCUGCGCCUUGAUAGAAGUCGACUGAGUUGACACCCUUCUCGUGCGCGUCCAUGGUAAAGUUCGCGGUUGGGGCGCCGAUGUUCCACAUCUUGACGGUUCGAUCCAGACAAGCCGACGCGAACGUGUUGGAAUCCUUGGGAUUGAAACAAAGGCUCAUGAUGAAGUGGGUAUGGCCCUCGUAGAUCUGUGUCGGGAUUAAGUAGAUAGGUCAUGAGGAAUGGGAUGACAUGCCUGGAUGUUCUUCCAGCUCUUCUCCCAAUCCCAAGCUCGAAUGGUCAUGUCAUCACUCCCCGUCAGGACAAUAGGAGCGGUGGGGUGGACUGCGAGACAUCGAAUGUAGUCGGGAUGCGCCUCAAAGGAGGUGACCUUCUCGUGCGUGUUGUAAUUGAAGACGCGAAGCUGGAAAUCGUCGGACCCCGCGACGAACCAGUUCUUACGCGCGAUGAAUUUGCAGCAGCGAACGGGGACUUCGGACACUUCGAAAGUCUUCACAAUCACGCCAGUUUCGUAAUUGUAGAUGUUGGCGGUUCCAUUAUAGAGACCAGCGAGCAACCAGGGUUCGGUGGGGUGGAAAUCUACGCCUUUGACUCGCUCCGACCGGCUGAAGAGUUUCCUCUGAAUAACAGAGUUCAGAGCGCACAAAAGCUAAUAGUUCAGAUGCGUACAUUAACCUCGAACAACAUGUCUGCGCGGAGGACGUGGAAGGGUAUUGCUCUCAAUCAACCAACAGGCGCAAAGAUCUGGGCAUCGCCACACAUGUCGCUGAUGGCCGACGGACCCGACGGACCUGAUGUCAUCUGAUCUGUGGCGCGCGACGUCGACGUGCGCGUCAACUCGGCAAGGGCUGAUCGGGCGGCUUGAGUUAAUUAGUCUUUCACGCUGACCAUGUGCAUUCCACCUUGCCGUUCUCCCUCGCCGAUGAGUUUCGUCGCCCUCCUCCUCGGACCUUAAAUACCCGCUUCCGCUCAUCCACCCACCUCACUCAGCUCAUAACCCACACCCCUUCUAAUCUAAACACUUCGCCAAUCAAUAUGCGCCCCGGUCCCGCUUACGGAUACCCUCAUAGCUUCCAUUCAUGGCACGGACCCCGCCGUUUCGUGUGGUUCUUUAUCGGCGCUGCCUCUGCGACGCUAUGGAUGAAGCAUAAAGAGGCCCACCGAUACCCCAACGAUCGUUAUUUCGGGCACUGCUAUCGCCCAGCUGUUCCCGCGCUCCAACCCCGGGCAGACGCAACUCCCCCACCUGCAUCGCCUGACGCCCCGAUGUCACCUACCUCCUCGCCUCCCGUAUCCUUGCCUAUUUCAUCGCGUGCAGCCGAAAUCUCAUCGGCAGUAAACCACAUGCCUCCGGCGUCACUUCCCUGGGGCUACCCGGAGUCACAUCGGGAACGCCAAUGGGAAGAAGAGAAGAAGAAACUCCAGAGUAUUACUAGACAGGCAGAGGAUGUGAUGACCAAGAUAUCUGAGGCAACCGUUGACACCAUGCUGACUGCGAUGGAAGCGCUCAAAGUGAAACUCGCAGAACAUCGUCUGCAACGUGAAGAGGCUCAACGCGAGCUCGAGAAGAAGUUGGAGGAGCAGAGGAAUGUUCCCCAUCGUUUUGUCUAAUCCUGCCACCACUGUUCCGCACCCCACUCCCUUCUCAAUGUUAAUAAGCAUGUAUCUGUAGCAUACUUGACCUGUACAACUC